AGUUCCCAAGAAUUAAAAAAUUCCACUUGAUCAACUUAAUUCCUUUUCUUUAUCUUCCCUCCCUCACUCCCCUUCCCUUCUACCCUCCUUCCAAGCUGUUUUCGCUUUGCAAUAUGUUACUGGUAAUGAGUUGCAGGAUAAUGCAAUCUUAAUUUGUUUUCUCCUAAGUAUUUGAGUUCAAAACUCCUGUAUCUAAAGAAAUACGGUUGGGGUCAUUAAUAAAGAAAAUCUUUCUAUCUUACAUGAGAAUUUUCUGGGUUUCUGGACUGUGAGUCCAAAAGAGAGGAGAGGGAGAAAGGUGAACCUGCAGAGCCGAGCUGGAAAGCAGUGGGUCCCAGAGCCCCUCAGCCUUCCCUUAGAGGAGUGAGCUCUUGGUGGCAUUUCUGAGUAAACUGAAACAUGAUUAAUGUAAAGCUCGGUUACUCAGUCUGUCUGUGGCCAAGACAGUGACAGGCACAUGAAAGUGUUUCCGGCUUAUUCUUUUAUAAUGAAUAAUGUAUUUCUCUAAAUGUGUUCCAGGGUGUGUGUGGUUCCGCAGGACACUGGUUGGUGUUUAGGUGUGGAUCUGAUGCAAACUGGCUACAGUUUUCUCUUUUCUCACACAGCGGCCCAAAAGACUAGCACUCCACAAAAUUCACUUUGGGAUUCUGAGCCUAGCAAAAUAUGCUGUCCCCUAGGAGGACACUGAUCCCUAAAAUAAAAUUAGUUCGGAAAUUUUGCCUGGUAAAGAAUUAUCAGGAGAACGUUAGGGGCACCCGAAAUGGUCUGAGGGGCAUCCUAAUGGUUUCGAACUUCUUUUGUCUCCGUCUAGUGCUCAGACUAGUUUGAAGACUUUUAAUUGUGCAAUCUUCUGGCUGCAUCACAACCAGCCUUUUAUUUCCUAAACUAUUUUGAGAUAAUUAUAGAGGUCGCAUGCAGUUAUGAGAAAUAAUACAGCAAAGAUCCUGUAUACCAGUGGUCCCCAACCUUUUUGGCACCAGGGACCAGUGCUCCUAUGAGAAUCUAAUGCCUGAGGAGCUGAGGUGGAGCUGAGGCGGUGAUGCUAGUGCUGGGGAGCGGCUGCAAAUACAGAUGAAGCUUCGCUUGCUUGCCUGCCUGCUGCUCACCUCCUGCUGUGUGGCCCGGUUCCUAACGGGCCACGGACCAGUACCGGUCCACAGCCUGGGGGUUGGGGACCCCUGCUGUAUACCAUUCACCCAAUAUCCCCUAAUGGUAACAUCUUACAUAACUAGUAUAGAAUCAUAGCCAGGAAACUGACGUUGAUACAUGUGUAGCUUUUUCACCAGCAUUUACAAAACAACAGACGAGAUCAAUCAGUAUAUCACACAUGUUAAGGGAAAGUAUUAAUUUUGAAAUACAUUUAAGUUAUAUAUAUACAUCUUGACCAGAUCAUAAAAUGUCCUUUUCUAUGGGUUACGGUCAAGCAGUUCAAAAGCCACAGGUGGUUCAGUCAUCCAGACUUCGUUUUACUUCAUAUAAACGGGCCCUUAAAGAACUCUGGAUGCAGUUAUGUGCUCAUUUCAACAAACAUGCCCUGGAGAGUGCUGUCCCCUUGGGGCUGGCCCUGUGGCCUCCAGUGGAAAGUGUACCACACUGAGUCCACCCAGUGUUUUCCUAGGAUGUGGCCCCUUGUCACCUACUUCUGAUGGGUGGAACACCUACCUAAAUUAGAUACAUUGAGAGAUGGUGACAUUUAUGUAUUCUGUACCCCAAGAGGUUUUCAAGGGUAAUUUUAAAGUAGUUUUUGCUUUCCUUCUGACUUUAGAACAUAACUCCUUAGUGAGUUGGGACUCACUGUACUCUUUUUGCCAAUAGUGGGGAUCAGAUUUCUGACAAGUACUUUAGAUGGCAGAACCAAGGUUGCUUAAAAAAUAAGGAAAAAAGUCAUUAAAUAUUUUUUACACCAGUAAAUCCUAAGUUUCUCAAUUCUAAGACUUGGCAUGAAAAAUCCAUGUUGGUAGAAACCCCUCGUUUGUUUUCACCUGUUUCCAGGACACACCUGGUGUUAACACGGCUCCCUCCCUCUGUGGACAAAAGCCCACUGUAACUUCAGCCCAGGCCCGUACUGUGGGAGGAGGGAGGCCUCAAGAUGAGAGCACACUGAGGGGAUGUGAGCUGGGGGAAAAAAUGAGCUAGUUUCAAUUACUGCUAAUUGGCUCACCUGCCCGAGGUUCCACACCUGGGAAGUGUGGGUAUCCUUGGAUAUAAGUUUUAGAGAUUGAAAGCAAUAUUUUGAGACGGGUGGAUUUGAAUCUAGGUUCCACCACUUAAUAGCUGUGAGCAGAUUUCUUAAGCUGAGCCCUGAUAUCCUCAUCUUUAGUUGGAUAUAACACCACCUAUCUCAGGGCUUUUAAAAGGAAAAGAGAACAGAUAAGUGACUAUCACAGCAUAGGCAUUUAUAAUGCCUAUAAGAAUACUUAAUACCAUAUAAUAAAUCUAUACAUCCAAGGGGAUCAGAAGUGAUGUCCGAUGUAAGUCAUUCUGUCUUGGGGUUUUCCAGGUCCUCCCCAAGAGAGUUGGUGUGUUUUCCUGCUUGGGUGGCCCUUAAACUGUAGUGGUGAGUAGGGGAGGAAGGAGGGUGUUGGUGGGAAUCUCAAUGCCUGGAUAAAGCGGGACCUGAGCAUGCUAAGAACAAGGAGCUUGGCAGGAAAGGAAAUUAAGACUAACAGGAAGUGGAAGGGUGGGAUCAGAGGACAGGAAGUUAAACCAGGAAAAAGUGCUAGCUGCUGCAUCACCUCCCUUGUGGGGAGGUGAUACUUAGCAGUUGCCAUUUCAGUUCCCUUUGGUCUCAUUCAAAGUUGGCUUGAUGGACCCUUGUCCCAAAAGCUACAGGGGUCUAAGACCCAAUUCUGGAUCUCCUGGGGGGAGGGAGGGAGGGAGGGAUGGGUAUUUCUAGUUUAGGCAAUGCUGCCCCCUUCUGGGAAUUGCUAACAGCACUGCAAUUUCUGUGGCUCCUAGAGUGACCUAGAGAAUGGCAGUUUAACCCUAAUGGGUUCCACCUAACAGGAAGGACCAGGAUUUCUUCUGCCCCAUAGCUGACUUAGAGCUUCCUGAAGCCAGGACUCAGGCCAGUUUCAGUCACUGGAUUGUGCUCAAAACCCAUCAGAGGCUUCCAAGGGCUUAUCUGCUCUUGUCUAUGUGAAGAAUUGAACAGCGGCUCAAGGAGGCCAAGGAAGCCCCAAUGCCCUAUUGCCUCCGCUCACCCAGUUAGUACUUCCAGCCCAUGCAUUCCACACUGAGGGUUAGCAGAGAGAAAUUCAUAUAUCCAAGAGAACUGAAUGGUUGAAGGAGACCCAGAAGGGUUCCCCAACAGUCUGGGUUGGGCACCAUGAUACAGAUGACCUGAGGAAAGGAGAAUGGGGCCUGGGUUGGGGCACCAGGGCCUGCAGAGUCAGCUAAAUAAAGCAUCCACAAAAUACCUGCAUUAGGGCCCUCCUUGGGCAAAGAGGGGAAAGUGGGGAUGAGUCAGUCCCAGGGCUUGAAGGAGCAGAGAGGAACUGGAUAAUCCGGUAAGGAAGAAAGGGCUGAGCAAGCAGGGCACAGAACCCAGAUUUCCCAGCUCCUGCUGCCAAAGCUGUCCCCCUUCACACGUCAUCCCACACACAGUGUUUAGACAGAGCAGUGAAGAAGAAACACAGACAUCCUGGAUCCCGCAUGAGGGAGGCCAGGGCUGGGAACAGGAGGUCUGUUUAUUCCUGGCAGUCCAGUAUCUGAAGGGCCACACACCCACUUCUGUCCAGACUGUGGGAUGAACUCUCUCAGAGCCUCUGACUUCUCCCUGACAGCAUGGAGCCGAGGACUGUCUGCUGGAACCGUGUCCUCCACCCAGCAGCUCCCUUGAGGAUGCUUUUGAGUCGAUGCUUCCCUCUUCCCACUUUUUGUCUCAAUGGACGUCUGGCUUCUCCAGGCUCCCUGACUGCUACUCCUCCAGCCCUUCAGCCCAGGUCUUCCCAGAGAGCCCAGCAGUCCCCUUGCUUGAUGCAUUCGUGCUCCCGAGCAAGGAAGUUUUUCCUAACAUCUCAUCUCUGGCUUUCUUGCUACAGUUUUAGCCUGUUUCCUCCCAAUUCAGGUCUUAAAGGAAUGUAACUGGCCUCUCUCCCUCACCCCAAAGCCAUACCUGAUACAAGGUAGAAAUGAGGGCACCACAUUUCUUGGCCACCUAGCCUUGAAUUUGCCCUUCUCACUGUACAGUCAUGCACUGCAUAACGAUGUUUUGGUCAGUGAAAGACCGCAUGUAGACUGGUGGUCCCAUAAGAUUAUAAUGGAGCUGAAAAAUUCCUAUUCCUCGUGAUUUUGUAAUGCAAUACAUUAUACAAAUACCACUGUGUCUCAAUUGCCUACAGUAUUCAGGACAGUAACAUGCUGUACAGGGUGGUAGCCUAGGAGCUAUAGGAGAACAGAAUUUGUGACCCUAAAACGUGUCUCUGGCAUAAUGAUUAUUUUAGGCUAGUUAAUUUUAAGAAACAUGCAGAUUUCAAAGAAGUCUGAAAACCAAGUAGAAGUUAGCCUUUGUAAAAGACAUUCACAUUUGUAAGGAUGUCUCCCUGUACCUGGAAGAGAGGGAUGACCUUGUUUCUAGAAACAUCAGUGCAGAAGACAGUGACUUCAGUCUGCACAACAACCUUCCCCUUGUUUGCUGUGAGUUUCCCGCCACCCCCAACAUCUUUUGUCUGAGGCUGAAACUGGUAUUUCAGGCGAUGGCUUUAGCCAUUUUGGGGGAGUUACUCAGUUUUCUUGGGUCUCUCCCAUGUAUACAGGAGGUAAACAUGUUAUCAAAUUUUUGUUCGUUUUUCUCCUAUUAAUCUGUCUUUUAUUACAGGGCUGUCUCAGCCAAGAACUUAGAAGGGUAGAGGGAAAAUUAUUUUUCAUCCCCUACAGAACUAUAGGCUGUAUCACAUAGCCUAGGUGAGUAGUAGGCUAUACCAUCUAGGUUAGUAUAAAUACCUUCUAUGAUGUUUGCUCAGUGAUGAAAUUGCCUAACAGUGCAUUUCUUAGAAUGUAUCCCCAUUAAGCUGUGCACGAGUAUACCAGUUUCCUCAUUUUCUCUGGAGUAAAUGUCAUUCCUCUCUUGUUCUUCAUAGGCUCUCUAUCUGCCUUUCUCUAGGGAGUUUGUUCUUCAGAGGGGACAGGUGGCUGAAGCAAGGAACAUGCAGAGAAGAGCAGAAAUCCUAAAAAUGUUCAUAACAGCUACCUCCCAUUGAGUGCUUCUAUGCCGAGCGCUUAGUCUUUAUCACACAUUGUCUCGAUAAGUUUCACAAUAGGUGGUACAAUGUGAGCCCCAUUUUAUUGAUGAAGAAACUAAGGCAAAAGAAUGUUAGUUACUUGCCCAAAUUCACACAGCUGGAAAAAAAAAAUAGGGCCCCAGCCAGCAUUCUGAAAUCCAAAGCCAGGCUUUCUGAUUUCAACACUGGCUGGGACCUCUUCAUCAUCGUGGAAGAGCAAGGAGAGAAGUCAUGUGUUGAGACUCAUUAAGUGUCAGGCACUGGGAUAUAUGCAGUUACAUAUUUUAUCCCUGAGAAUGGGUUUCUUUGUCCCCAUUUUAUAGGUGGGAAAAUUGAGCCCCAGGGGUAGUUUGCCCAAGGUCAUACCCCCAGAGCCACUUGUACCUUGUAGCCCAGAGUUUGACUCACAAAGUAGUUGAGAAGUGUGUGAAAUGACUCCCACUUCUGGGAGGCAAACCCGGCCCUAUAAGCUGAAAGGUCCAUCGGGCAACAGGAUAGGGGGCAGAAGAUCCUCAGGUCCCAAACACCCCACCACUGCCACCAUUACACAUACACUGCUCUUUCACAGACAGGCAUAAUUAGGGAGCUGGAUGUGCUGUCAGCCAGCCAGCUGGCCAUUCAGGGGUAUAAGGCUCAUAAAAUGUAAAUGCGUUAGCUGGGGCAGAAAGUGGAGGGGAAUAGUCCAAAUCAUUAACUGGGAUGCGUUUCUCAGUUUAGGCAAGCAAAUAGCAGGCAAGAGGUCUCCAAGCUGGGCGACCUGAGGUAGAUCUGCCACCUAAGUGGCAAGCUAUGGCCAGUGGCUGGAAAAGGGGAACACUGGUACAGCUGGAGAGAAAGGCCUCCCAGUGGCUACAGCUCAGGGCGUGCCAGGUCCCACCCCCAGGGGCGGGGCUAGGCUAAGCCCCAGGGCCUCAGCUCCAUCCUUCCAGGAACCCAAUCCCCAGCAUAGCCUGAUCGACCAAGAGCCCAGGUCCCUGCUGGCUCAGAGUGGAGGUACCAUGUUCCGCCCACCCAGGACAUCGGACAUGUCCAGAAGCCCUGCAGGGCUGGCUACGGCAGCUCCCUGACCUUCAGAGGAAAGCCCAGGCUAGGCAAGCAACGCCUGUGUCCAACAGCCAUGCAUGCCAGCAAUUGCUCCAGGCCUCCCCUGUCCCUAGUCCCAAGAUGACACCCAACAGCACCCAGGAGGUGCCCAGUGCUGUUCCCGAGGGGACCGUGGAGCUCUCCCUGGUCCUGGCAAGUCUCAUCGUCAUGGCCAACCUGCUCCUGGCCGUGGGCAUCGCUGGGAACCGCCACUUGCGCAGCCCACCUGCUGGCUGCUUCUUCCUGAGCCUGCUGCUGGCCGGGUUGCUCACAGGUCUGGCAUUGCCUGCGCUGCCAGGCCUGUGGAGCCAGAGCCGCCGAGGCUACUGGUCCUGUCUCUUCUUCUACUUGUCUCCCAACUUCUCCUUCCUCUCCCUGCUCGCCAACCUGUUGCUGGUGCACAGGGAACGCUACAUGGCAGUGCUGCGACCUCUGCAGCCCCGUGGGAGCACUCGGCUGGCCCUGUUCCUCACCUGGGCCUCACCCCUGCUCUUUGCCAGCCUGCCCGCUCUAGGGUGGAACCACUGGGCUCCUGGGGCCAACUGCAGCUCCCAGGCUGUCUUCCCAGCCCCCUACCUCUACCUGGAAGUCUACGGGCUGCUGCUGCCUGCUGUGGGUGCCGCCGCCCUUCUCUCAGCCUGCGUGUUGGCCGCUGCCCACCGCCAAUUGCAGGACAUCUGCAGGCUGGAGCGGGCAGUAUGCCGAGGGGCACCCUCAGCCCUGGCCCGGGCCCUGACCUGGAGGCAAGCAAGGGCACAGGCUGGAGCCACGCUGCUCUUUGGGCUGUGCUGGGGGCCCUAUGUGAUCACCCUGCUCCUCUCAGUCCUGGCCUAUGAGCAGCGUCCACCACUGGGACCUGGAACACUGUUGUCCCUCACCUCACUGGGCAGUGCCAGUGCAGCAGCUGUGCCCGUAGCCAUGGGGCUAGGUGAUCAGCGCUACACAGCUCCCUGGAGGGCAGCUGCCCAAAGGUGGCUACAGAUGCUGCGGCGAAGAGCCUCUCCGGGCAGUCCUGGCCCCAGCACUGCAUACUGCACCAGCAGCCAAAGCAGCAUGGACCUGGACUUGAACUAGGGGAAGGACCUCUGCUCACUCCUACUAGAAGCAUCCAUCCAUCUCGGCCACCAAACCCACCUGCACUUGUCCCCACACCCCUGGAUCAGAGACCCUGCCCCUUUUUACCCCACCCUGGCCAAAUAAAGCUCCUCUGGCCCAGUUUA
This is a messenger RNA of Pteropus alecto (black flying fox), 7525 nucleotides long. It is a transcript of the gene GPBAR1, whose product is annotated as G protein-coupled bile acid receptor 1. Gene Ontology annotation, biological process: G protein-coupled receptor signaling pathway. Gene Ontology annotation, molecular function: G protein-coupled bile acid receptor activity. NCBI's taxonomy places the organism in Eukaryota, Metazoa, Chordata, Mammalia, Chiroptera, Pteropodidae. Gene Ontology annotation, cellular component: membrane. Bases 6387 to 7379 code for a protein of 330 amino acids. The record is from RefSeq and is a predicted model, not a curated record. The transcript is spliced from 2 exons.